UAUUUAGUAAAAAUGCAAUAAAUGGAAGGCGAGCACUAGAGAGAGCGGCACAAGAGUGAUAAAAAGGGGUCCAGAGCAGCUGCCAGGAUAGCCAGGAUAGCCAGUACUGCCAGGAUCGUGUUGUGCUGCUGUGUUGUGUUGGCCAAGCCGAGUUGCUGCUGCUGCUGGCUGGCCGAAAAAGGAGCAAACAAAAGUCGAGGCGAUGCCAAGCAGCAAUCAACGUCAUAAGCAGGAGCAGCAGCAGGACCAGAAGCCGAAGCCCAAGCAGGAACAGAAACAAACACCAGAACACGGACCGGAACAGGACCACCACGACCGUGGACGGAGUUAUUGUGGUGGCACCGCCAAGCCGCCGCCGCAGCAGCAUAAGCAUCAGGAUCCACAUCCACUGUAGGGACAGCCACCUAGCCACCUAGCCACCUAACCACUUAGCCACCCAGUCACCUAGCCCACCCACCACAUCUACCCAUAUCCUUAGCAAACAAGAGGAGCUGCUGGCAUCACAAGGCAAAAGCAACAGCAGAAGUAGACGCAGAAGCAACAGCAAAAGCCAAAGCAAAACAACUCUCGCUUUGAGGACCUCAAGAAAACCAAUUUACAUAUUUAAGCUUUGGGCAAACGCAAAGCGUAGCAGCAACUAGGAGCAAUCAAUAGGAGCUGGAAAAAAGCAGAGAGAGUGCCUCUGGGAAGAAGGACCUAACCAGAGACCAGGCCAGACCAGACCAGACCAGACCAGACCAGGCAUCCUCACCCGCAUCCGCAUCCGCUGAAUCAAAGGCCAGUUAGCCGAGGCAGCACAGCCAGAAUGCGACUGCCAUACCGAAAUAAGAAGGUCACCCUGUGGGUGCUCUUCGGCAUCAUCGUCAUCACUAUGUUCCUUUUCAAAUUCACCGAGCUGCGGCCCACAUGCCUCUUCAAGGUGGACGCCACCAACGAGCUGGCCUCCCAAAUGGUACGCGUUGAGAAAUACCUCACAGAUGACAAUCAACGCGUUUAUUCAUACAACCGUGAGAUGCCAUUAAUAUUCAUAGGCGGCGUGCCCAGAUCUGGGACGACUUUGAUGCGCGCCAUGCUGGAUGCCCAUCCCGAUGUGCGCUGCGGGCAGGAAACACGCGUCAUUCCGCGCAUCCUGCAACUGCGCUCGCACUGGCUAAAGUCCGAGAAGGAGUCGCUCCGCCUGCAGGAGGCCGGCAUCACCAAAGAGGUCAUGAACAGUGCCAUCGCGCAGUUUUGUCUGGAAAUCAUCGCCAAGCACGGCGAACCGGCGCCGCGUUUAUGCAACAAGGAUCCGUUGACGCUAAAAAUGGGCUCCUAUGUCAUCGAGCUAUUUCCGAACGCGAAAUUCCUAUUCAUGGUGCGCGACGGCCGGGCGACAGUUCAUUCGAUUAUAUCGCGCAAGGUGACAAUCACCGGCUUCGAUUUGAGCAGCUACCGCCAGUGCAUGCAGAAGUGGAACCACGCCAUCGAGGUGAUGCACGAGCAGUGCCGGGACAUUGGCAAGGACCGCUGUAUGAUGGUCUACUAUGAACAGCUGGUCCUGCAUCCGGAGGAGUGGAUGCGCAAGAUCCUGAAAUUCCUGGACGUGCCAUGGAACGAUGCGGUGCUGCACCACGAGGAGUUCAUCAACAAGCCCAAUGGCGUGCCGCUGUCCAAGGUGGAACGGUCGUCGGACCAGGUGAUCAAGCCGGUGAACCUGGAGGCGAUGUCCAAGUGGGUGGGCCAGAUACCCGACGACGUGGUGCGCGACAUGGCCGACAUAGCGCCCAUGCUGUCCGUGCUCGGCUACGAUCCGUAUGCGAAUCCGCCGGACUAUGGUAAGCCCGAUGCAUGGGUGCAGGACAACACGUCGAAGCUAAAGGCCAAUCGAAUGCUGUGGGAGAGUAAGGCCAAGCAAGUGCUGCACAUGUCCAGCGAGGAUGACAACUUCAACACCAUCAUCAACAAUAGCAACAAUAAGGAUAACAGCAAUAAUAAGUACACAAUCAAUAAAAUUAUACCAGAACAACACAGCAGACAGCGGCAACAUGCACAUCAGCAGCAGCAACAUCUGCAACAGCAGCAGCAACAAGAGCAUGGGCAACAUGAACAACAUGAGCAACAUGAGCAACAAGAGCAAAAUGAGGAGGAGACCGAGUCGGAAAGGGAAGCGGAACCGGAUAAAGAGCAACAAUUGUUGCAUCAAAAGCCAAAGGACGUCAUUACGAUAAAGCAGCUGCCAUUAGCCGGCAUCAACAAUAGAGAGGACCCCAUGGCGGAUACAUGAUAUCCGCACAUACCCAUAAGACUGCCGCGUGGCAAGCAUUGAACAUGGAACCUGGAACUUGAAACCUGGAACCUAGAACCUGGAACCUGAGACCCGGGACCUUGGCUGCCGAUAAGGAUAACGAUAAUGAUAACUGUUGCAUUGCUGCUACUGCUGCUGCUGGAAACCCAAUUUUAAAUUGUAUUAGCUGGGACAUUUACACGCUUGAAAUGUGUAUAUGCAUAUGUUGUAUUUGUAUUAAUGCUUCUUAUAGUUACCAAAAAAAAAACACAAAACACAAAAAACAAAACAAA
Molecule: messenger RNA, 2556 nt
Organism: Drosophila gunungcola (fruit fly)
Lineage: Eukaryota; Metazoa; Arthropoda; Insecta; Diptera; Drosophilidae
Gene: Tpst
Product: protein-tyrosine sulfotransferase
Exons: 7
Coding region: 806-2263 (485 amino acids)
Biological process (GO): peptidyl-tyrosine sulfation
Cellular component (GO): Golgi apparatus
Molecular function (GO): protein-tyrosine sulfotransferase activity
Source: RefSeq, a predicted model, not a curated record